This is a messenger RNA of Balaenoptera musculus (blue whale), 711 nucleotides long. Its product is annotated as 60S ribosomal protein L21-like. Gene Ontology annotation, biological process: translation. The transcript has a single exon. Gene Ontology annotation, cellular component: ribosome; cytosolic large ribosomal subunit. NCBI's taxonomy places the organism in Eukaryota, Metazoa, Chordata, Mammalia, Artiodactyla, Balaenopteridae. Gene Ontology annotation, molecular function: structural constituent of ribosome. The record is from RefSeq and is a predicted model, not a curated record. Bases 35 to 517 code for a protein of 160 amino acids.
GGCCGGAACGGCCAUCUUCCAGUAAUUCGCCAAAAUGAUCAACACAAAGGGAAAGAGGAGGGGCACCCGCUACAUGUUCUCUAGGCCUUUUAGAAAACAUGAAGUUGCUCCUUUGGCCACAUGCAUGCGAAUCCAUAAGAAAGGUGAUAUUGUAGAUAUCAAGGGAAUGGGCACUGUUCAAAAAGGAAUGCCCCACAAACGUUACCAUGGCAAAACUGGGAGAGUCUACAAUGUUACCCAGCAUGCUGUUGGCAUCAUUGUAAACAAACAAGUUAAGGGCAAGAUUCUUGCCAAGAGAAUUAAUGUGCAUAUUGAGCAUAUUAAGCACUCUAAGAGGCGAGAUAGCUUCCUGAAAUGGGUGAAGGAAAAUGAUCAGAAAAAGAAGGAAGCCAAAGAGAAAGGUACUUGGGUUCAACUGGAGCACCAGCCUGCGCCACCCAGAGAAGCACACUUCGUGAGAACUGAUGGAAAGGAGCCUGAACUGUUGGAGCCCAUUCCCUAUGAAUUCAUGGCAUGAUGGGUGUAAAGAAAAUAAAAGACCUGGACUGUGAAAAAAAAACAAAAAACCCAGCCUAGAAAAUUAUCAACUCAUGGCUAAUCCUGUGAGAACCAUGGACUUUAGAGCCAGAUGACAGAUCCAGAGUAUGAACUUUACAGUACAAGACAAAUAGGAUUAAUCCUACUGAGGCUGCAGGAUCCAAGUUUCUGCAC